This is a messenger RNA of Echinops telfairi (small Madagascar hedgehog), 930 nucleotides long. Its product is annotated as olfactory receptor 4C11-like. Gene Ontology annotation, biological process: G protein-coupled receptor signaling pathway. The transcript has a single exon. The coding region runs from base 1 to 930 and encodes 309 amino acids. Gene Ontology annotation, cellular component: membrane. Gene Ontology annotation, molecular function: olfactory receptor activity; G protein-coupled receptor activity. NCBI's taxonomy places the organism in Eukaryota, Metazoa, Chordata, Mammalia, Afrosoricida, Tenrecidae. The record is from RefSeq and is a predicted model, not a curated record.
AUGCAUCAAAAUAAAAGCAUCACUGAAUUCAUACUGUUAGGACUGACACAGGAUCCUGUGAAGCAGAAAAUGGUGUUCAUCAUUUUCUUAAUUUACUACACGGGAACUAUGGUGGGAAAUUUGCUCAUUAUUAUGACCAUCAAGUUCAGUCGAACUCUUGGGAGUCCAAUGUACUUCUUCCUAUUUUAUUUGUCCUUAGUUGAGGCUUGCUUUUCAACAUCCACCGCCCCAAGACUAAUUGCAGAUGCUCUCUCUGCAAAGAAAGUCAUAUCCUACAAUGAGUGCAUGACUCAGGUCUUUGCACUGCAUUUAUUUGGCUGCAUGGAGAUCUUUGUCCUCAUCUUCAUGGCUGCUGAUCGCUACGUGGCCAUCUGUAAGCCUCUGCGUUACCCGACCAUCAUGAGAAGACAGGUCUGCAUCAUCUUGAUUAUUUUUGCCUGGAUCGGUUCUUUUAUACAUUCUAUAGCUCAGAUUGCCCUGGCCUUGAAACUGCCUUUUUGUGGACCAAAUUUGAUCGAUCAUUACUGCUGUGAUUUGCAACCCUUGUUGAAACUUGCCUGUAUGGACACUUAUGAGAUCAACCUCCUAUUGGUGUUCAAUAGUGGGGCUCUUUGUUCAACUAGUUUCUUGCUUUUGAUAAUCUCAUACUUUGUUAUCUUGCAUUCACUGAGAAACCACAGUGCAGAAGGGAGGAAGAAAGCUCUUUCCACCUGCACCUCUCACAUCAUUGUAGUCGUCAUAUCAUUUGGCCCAUGUAUAUUCGUCUAUACACGUCCAGCAACCACUUUCUCUAUGGACAAAAUGGUAACACUCUUUUAUACCAUCGGUACACCUUUUCUCAACCCUCUCAUCUACACAUUAAGGAAUGCGGAAGUAAAGAAUGCCAUGAGAAAGCUGUGGAGAAUCAAAAUUACCUCACAAAACAAAUGA